AAUUGGCAACGAGUGUCGAUCGGGAAUGCUGUAUCGCCCUCUGUGAUCAACUGUUGAUCAUCUUCGUUCUGGCACCGCACUCGACCGUGCGAGGGUGCUCGAAGUGCCGGACAUGUUUUCACUGUCUCAGAAGAAUGCGAGAGAGAUUUCCAAGCAUCCAGCAAUAUAUUCGUAACCUAAUUACUUGAUAAACUCACGUAAACAUUUCGGCUCGUUUCCAGACCAAUUACCAUCUUUGCUGCAGAGUCGAAUACUAUCGCCUGUUAGGUAGAAACCGAUUCUGCAUCUUAUGCCACAAGCUGCAUGCACCACGUUAUUGCACGCGCUCGCUUUAACCAGAUAUCCAUUCUCGGGGAUCUUCAAUCUGGGACACGUGAUCACUGCGAAGUACCAUAAAAAGUCUUCACAAAAUUGUGAGAAUUAUAAUCUCGCGAAGUUAUCGCAAUUUCGGUCAAACAGUUUAAAGUCAUCUUGCUGUUACGACUUCAAGUAUUUUUAUCAAACGCGACAAUGGAUCCACGCUCGAAUAAACCGCACGACUUCGUCUCCACUUCAAGGAACUUAACCGAGGCGAUAAUUAAAGAAAGGCUGUUGCAAAUGAAAUGGUUGGAUACGUACGAAUGGUUGUUGGACGAAUAUGGGAAAUUGGAGAAAGAAAUGUCGAAACUGUGCGAAGAGAAGCACGCGAUCAUCGAUACCGAAAAAUUUGUUCGGGAAGAAGGGAAAACGUGCUUGCCGUUUCCGGUGACCACGAGCGCCGAGUACGGUUGGCUCGCAUCGAAAACAAAAUUCCGCCUCGAAAAGUACGGGCCGUACGUGCCGGAAUUUCCUGAUCCCCUUAAAGAUAUAAUACGUUUGCCUGGUGGUAUGCCACGUCUCGCGCCUGGUAAAGGAUUCAUUUGGUAGUUGAAGAAACGCGAAAUAAAUAAAUUACCUUCGCACUUGUUUCCGUCGGUGAUGAAUCCUGACGCACAAACGCAAUCUUCCAACGAAGUUGCUGGUACUUUAACAGUCACGUGGUUCACGUCAGGACAAGGUACGCAGGUGGACGUUGAAUCGCCGGAAAUCUCUUCCAAGGCGUAGGUGCCAUUCGGGCACGCUUGGGAAAGCGAAUGCAACGAGAACUUAGUAUAAUAAACAUUUCAAUUCCGCUGAGAUCGCUGGAUUGGAUGUUUGUUGAACUCA
This is a messenger RNA of Megalopta genalis, 1185 nucleotides long. RefSeq lists its product as uncharacterized. Lineage: Eukaryota; Metazoa; Arthropoda; Insecta; Hymenoptera; Halictidae. The record is from RefSeq and is a predicted model, not a curated record.